Molecule: messenger RNA, 1179 nt
Organism: Tachysurus fulvidraco (yellow catfish)
Lineage: Eukaryota; Metazoa; Chordata; Actinopteri; Siluriformes; Bagridae
Product: DNA-directed RNA polymerase II subunit RPB1-like
Exons: 2
Coding region: 642-1130 (162 amino acids)
Source: RefSeq, a predicted model, not a curated record
AUUAAAACCCAUAAGGGCAUGUCAUGCCAAAUCAAUCAAGAAAGAAACAAAAACUCUCGCGACGUCCUUGCGAAAAUAAAAACAACCCCCAACUGGCCCGCUCGCCCCGGAUAUAUAUAUAUCCUAACACUCCUCGCCCCCGCUUCGUUUCCCACUAUUUUUUGGAGUCCCAGGUGCCAUAUCACCUGUUUUUAUCGGCAUUACCCACUAUGUUCUCUAAACACCCGGACCCAAUUUCCCCUGAUUUCCCAUUACCUUUCACCCAUAUGCCCAUUUAUGGAUUUUCCUUCCUUUAGUUCUCAGGGCCUAGGACUGUGGCCCCCUGUUUUUUUUCCAUUCUACCUAACAUGUUUUCGCUAUGGGCCAAGGUCUGAGACCCAUGGUCUUCUUCAUUUUCCAUAACAAUUCAUGAGCUACGGUCUGGGAACAAUGGUUUUUUCCAUUCUACCUAACAUGUUAUCGCUAUGGGCCAAGGUCUGAGAACCACUGUCUUUCCCAUUUUUCAUAACAAGUUUACAUUUGUUAUUACAAAUGUGCACAAAAAGGGGCUCCAUUCCCUCGUCAAAGUUACAUUUGCCAUUUGCUUCUGAGUCUUUUACGACAGACAUCUGCCCUGAGGAGUAAACCUGCAUUCAACUAAAAUGAAUCCUUCACCUCCAGGUCGGUCAAUUCAGCCUGGCUACACCCGCCGGGACCCUCGUCCUUCUCCCUAUCCAAGACCUGCGCCUGCUGACCCCAUGGCCGGCUAUCGCCGCUUCCAACUGCGUCAUAUCAUCUCUGAGCUCACUACGCUUCUGGAACAGCUCAUUUCUCCUGAACUGCCUGCGCAUGCUUAUCUGCCAUCCCCUAUUAUGAGAAAUCCUCCUGUUCUCAUGUCCUCCUCUCAAACCACUCUGGUAAACCUCGUGGACAGGGGAUCUCAAACUGAUGGCUGUCCUCAUGCUCACCCUUGCACCCGUGAGCCUGGAACUCCCGGCUCCCCCCCUCCUUAUGCCUAUGUUCGUCCCCUCUCUCCCACCUUUCCAUCUUCUCCCUCUGAUUCUAACCCUGCGUCUCCAGAUUACACUCCUGAAUCUCCAGAUUACACUCCUGGAUCUCCAGAUUACACUCCUACUACUCCCCUUUACUAAGGCCUAAUAAAAACACCUUAAUAAUAAUAAUAAAUCACCUUCUAUCCAC